AAGUGCAAACUUAGCUAUGCAUUCCUUGUUUUGACUGCGAGCUCAUCACGAAGCUCGCUGCAGCUGCCCGCGUUUCGGACUGUUCGUUGACGGAAGAACCUAGUUCGCAAUCAAAAUGCGACCAAAACAACAAGCUCAGGUCACCGCCGCGGAGGACACCGCGUCGGAGCCGGAGCCGGAGCCCAAGCCCGUGGAUCGAAAGUCGAGGCUCAGGUCCUUCCGCGUACGCACCAUCUCCUCGGUCUUGCUCAUCGGCGGGUUCAUCGGCAUCAUUUGGGCGGGUCAUGUGCCGCUUAUGUUCUUCAUCCUGCUACUCCAGUUCCUGGUGGCCCGGGAGCUCUUCCGCAUCGCCUACAUAGCGGAGAAGUCCAAACGCAGCCUGCCGCUGCUGCGCACACAGCAGUGGUACUUCUUCUUCACGGCAGUGUUCUGGCUCUACCUCCGGUUCAUCAAGAACAACUUGCUAGUGGAAGUGACCAGCGACAUGACCCUGGCUCGCCUGUUUGUGUGGGCGGUGAAGCACCACAGCCUCAUCAGCUACUCGCUCUACAUGGCGGGCUUUGUGGGCUUUGUGCUGAGCCUGAAGAAAGGUCUGUACCUGCACCAGUUCGCGCACUACGCCUGGACGCACAUGAUCAUUCUCAUCACCACUGUGCCCACCUCCUUCUUCGUGUCCAACGUCUUCUCCGGCAUCCUGUGGUACGUGCUGCCCGCCUUCCUCAUCGUGGCCAAUGACAUCUGCGCCUACCUGGCUGGCUUCUUCUUCGGCCGCACGCCGCUGAUCAAGCUGUCCCCCAAGAAGACCUGGGAGGGCUUCGUCGGCGGCUUCCUGGGCACACUGGUCAUCGCCUUCUACCUGUCCGCCUACAUGUCCAAGUACAAGUGGAUGACCUGCCCGCGCAAGGACCUCACCGUGUUCAAGGGCCUGGACUGCACCCCCGACGACGUCUUCAUCCCCGCCACCUACACCCUGGCCGACGUGAACGACCUGCUGCCGCCCGCCGCCGCCGAGUACCUGCGCCUGGCCGCCGACCGCCUGCCGGUGCCGCCGGCGCUGAAGGCCGCCGCCGCCGACUUCACCUUCACGGUGGCGCCCAUCCAGCUGCACGCGCUGUCGCUGGCGGCGUUCGCGUCCAUCGCGGCGCCCUUUGGCGGCUUCUUUGCCAGCGGCUUCAAGCGCGCCUUCCACAUGAAGGACUUUGGCGACACGAUCCCCGGGCACGGCGGCGUCACCGACCGCUUUGACUGCCAGAUCGUGAUGGCCGUCUUCGCCUACACUUACUACUGGUCCUACAUCUCCAAGCCGGAGGUGACGCUGGGUGACGUGCUCAACUCCGCCACCAAGCUCAACGACCACGACCAGAUCCUGCUGGUGGGCAAGAUGGCCAACCUGCUGGCGGCGGAGGGGCUCAUACCGGGGAGCAUCGUGGAUGCUCUGCGGAAGCACCUGGGCAACCGCUUCACCUGGGAGGUGCCUGACAGCUGAGCGACAGUUGGACACGGACACCCGGCUAGCAGUAGCCGCAGCAGUAGCAGCAGCAAUGUAGGGUAGGCUGGAUGGCGGCUGCAGCUGGCGGUCGACGACUGGCUGGUAGCUGAGCCAGGUUUGGGCAUGGAAGUCCUACAAGGACUUGUUGCGUGUGGUGUUGCAAGAAGCAAGUCAGGUACUAUAGAUGGACGCAGUGCGUCUGUGGGGGAACGAACGGGCUUCUGGAAUGCUUCCGAACCGUGCUGGGCGCGGUGGCUAUGGUAGACAAUGCGCUUGCUUUGGGGACGGGUGGUCACGAGUUUUGGCUUGAUAGGCAUCAGGUAUGAUGGUAGGUCUUAAAUACGAGUCAACCGUUUGGGACAGGUUGGGACUUUGAUGCCGCACGGGUGUUUCCAGCGCCAGCUCUUGCCGUAUAUCGAGUUCUCUGGGCGUGCGCAAUGACCAGGUUGACGGUGUAGUGCUGUCAGCUGUGGUUCUAAAGGGUGCGAGAGUGGAAGCGUGCGAAGCGUACGACGAUACAAGGCAGGUCUGUGAUACCGAGCGGCACCUUCCCAACUUGUAACUCUACAUGGCC
Chlamydomonas reinhardtii is the source of this 2063-nucleotide messenger RNA. RefSeq lists its product as uncharacterized. NCBI's taxonomy places the organism in Eukaryota, Viridiplantae, Chlorophyta, Chlorophyceae, Chlamydomonadales, Chlamydomonadaceae. Gene Ontology annotation, cellular component: endoplasmic reticulum membrane. The coding region runs from base 116 to 1486 and encodes 456 amino acids. The record is from RefSeq and is a predicted model, not a curated record. The transcript has 12 exons. Gene Ontology annotation, molecular function: phosphatidate cytidylyltransferase activity.